Messenger RNA from Monodelphis domestica (gray short-tailed opossum), 7046 nucleotides. RefSeq names its product MET proto-oncogene, receptor tyrosine kinase (gene MET). Gene Ontology annotation, biological process: cell surface receptor protein tyrosine kinase signaling pathway; protein phosphorylation; regulation of cell migration. The record is from RefSeq and is a predicted model, not a curated record. Lineage: Eukaryota; Metazoa; Chordata; Mammalia; Didelphimorphia; Didelphidae. Gene Ontology annotation, molecular function: protein binding; transmembrane receptor protein tyrosine kinase activity; semaphorin receptor activity. Gene Ontology annotation, cellular component: plasma membrane; semaphorin receptor complex.
GAGGUGGGAUUGACGGGAGGUGUGUGAAAGAGAGAAAGAGGGAAAGGGGAAAAAAAGGGAGAGAGAUCUUCUGUCAGCAAUCUCAACAGGCAGACCAGGAGGGGGAGACUCAGUCUUGCUUAUUACCAGCUGUGCUAACUCCAGGCUGACCGAGGUGGGGAAGGGAGAGAAAGGAAAAGGAAAGAGAGAGAAGAACGGAGGAGAGAGAAAGGGAGAGCGAGAAAACUCCUUUACCUACAAAGUUUUACUUAUCCAUGAAGAUGCCUGGGGAAAGAGAAAAGGAGAUUGCCCAGAAGAGCUAGGGGCGAAGCAAGGUCCCGGGUUAAAUUUGCCCUUCAGGACAGCGCCAGUGCCCACCUCUGCAGAGCCUUGGGCCCCAAAGGAAGAAGAAAAACUAGAGGGGCACGUGCAGGAGGAGUGUUGGGCAGUGAUCCUCCCCGCCCCUCUCCAGCAUACACACGCAUACACACUCACUCGCACUAGCACACGCGCGCACGCGGAACCCAAUGCCGGGGUGAGUCACGGGCAGGUCAGGACCGCAUGUGGAAAGGGGCGGAGGGAGCCCUAGGACCAACGAUUUGCCUUCGGGAGCUUUCACAGAGCAGCGGACACCAGGCACCUAGGAGGGGAGGAGCGCUCCCUGGCUCACUCUGUGCCAAGGCUGCCAGGUGACCGGGGAGGGCCGCUCACCUCCUCUCUCGUCGUACCCCCCUCCCCUCCGCACCACCCCGAACGCCUUUGUGUCCAGAUGCUGCGGAGACCAGCUUGACUGAGGAAUCCAGAUGCGGGACGACAGCUGAACAGCUGCGAAAGGAGGGAGGGGGAGGGGACAGGCAAACGCCUGCGGGUGGUCUUUAACCCCCUGAGCUGCUUCUCUGUGUGGACGCUGGCACCUCCAGGUAAAAUGAAGCCCACUGCUAUGCUUGUGCCUGGGUUUCUGAUCUUCCUGCUUGCCUUGGUGCAGAAUUGCAAAGGAGAAUGUAAAGAAGCCCUCGUCAAGUCUGAGAUGGACGUUAAUAGGAAGUAUCCACUUCCCAACUUUAUUGCAGAAACUGAGAUCCAAAACAUUAUUUUACACAAUCACCACAUCUUCCUGGGUGCAGUCAACAAGAUUUAUGUCUUAAAUGAAGAUCUCCAUAAUGUUUCUGAGUACAAGACAGGACCUGUGCUAGAACACCCGGACUGUGCUCCAUGUCAAGACUGUAGUCACAAAGCUAACUUAUCUGGUAGCAUUUGGAAGGAUAAUGUCAACAAAGCCUUGCUCGUUGAUACUUACUAUGACGAUCAGCUUAUUAGUUGUGGUAGUGUUAAUCGAGGGACCUGCCAGCGGCAUGUGUUUCAACCUAAUAAUACUGCUGACAUACAGUCAAAUGUUUAUUGUAUAUACUCCCCACAGAUGGAUGAGGAGUCCCUCCAAUGUCCUGACUGUGUGGUAAGCACUUUAGGUACUAAAGUUCUGCUGUCAGAAAAAGAACGAUUUAUAAACUUCUUUGUGGGCAAUACCAUUAACUCUUCUGAUCCCGACAAUUCUUUACAUUCAAUAUCUGUCAGGAGGUUAAAGGAAACACAAGACGGUUUUAAAUUUUUGACAGACCAGUCCUAUAUUGAUGUUCUACCAGAAUUCCAAGAUUCUUACCCCAUUAAAUACAUACAUGCCUUUGAAAGCAGUGACUUCAUUUACUUUUUAACAGUCCAAAGAGAAACUCUGGAAUCUCAGACUUAUCACACAAGAAUAAUCAGGUUCUGUUCAGUUGACUCUGGAUUGCAUUCAUAUAUGGAAAUGCCUCUUGAAUGUAUUCUUACCGAAAAGAGAAGAAAAAGGUCAACAAGGGAAGAAGUAUUUAACAUUCUACAAGCAGCAUAUGUAAGUAAACCUGGUGCACAUCUGGCUAAGCAAAUAGGUGUUGGGCCCAAUGAUGACAUUAUCUUUGGAGUUUUUGCACAAAGUAAACCAGACUCUUCAGAACCAACCAAGAGAUCAGCCGUCUGUGCAUUUCCAAUCAAGUUUGUCAACGAUUUCUUUAACAAAAUUGUGAACAAGAAUAAUGUGAAAUGUCUUCAGCAUUUUUAUGGGAACAAUCACAAGCACUGUUUUAAUAGGACAUUCUUAAGAAACUCAUCAGGUUGUGAAGCAAGAGAUGAUGAAUAUCGAACAGAAUUUACUACAGGCUUGCAGCGUAUUGACUUAUUCACAGGACAAUUCAAGCAAGUCCUUUUAACAUCGAUAUCCACCUUUAUCAAAGGAAACCUAACUAUUGCAAACCUUGGAACCUCAGAUGGCCGAUUUAUGCAGGUUGUGGUUUCUCGAGGACAAUCAACCCCUCAUGUGAAUUUUCAACUGGAUUCCCAUCCUGUUUCUCCAGAAGUGAUUGUUCAACAUCCUCUAAAUACAGAUGGCUUCACAUUGGUUAUCACUGGGAAGAAGAUAACCAAGAUCCCACUGAAUGGCCUAGGCUGUGAUCAUUUCAAAUCCUGCAGUCAGUGCCUCUCAGCCCCUUCUUUUGUGCAGUGCACUUGGUGCCAUAAUCAAUGUGUGAAAUCUGAGGAAUGUGUCACCGAGCUAGGGAAUCAGGAUAUUUGUCUGCCUACCAUUUAUGAGAUUCUCCCAACUAGUGCACCCCUGGAGGGUGGUACAACUUUGACGGUGUGUGGCUGGGAUUUUGGAUUAAGAAAAAAUAAUAAAUUUGAUUUUAGAAAAACCAAAGUUCUCAUUGGAAAUGAGAGCUGCAUAUUGAAUACAAGUGAGAGCACUACCAAUAAGUUGAAAUGUACUGUUGGUCCUGCUAAGAAUCUGCAUUUCAAUGUAUCCAUCUCUGUUUCAAAUGGUCGAGAAGCAACACAAUUUAAUACAUUCUCUUAUGUGGAUCCUAUAAUAACAAAUAUUUCUCCAAGCUAUGGUCCCAAGGCUGGUGGCACAUUACUUACCUUAACUGGGAAAUAUCUAAACAGUGGAAAUUCUAGAUGUAUUUCAAUUGGUGGAAAAUCGUGUAUUUUAAAAAGUGUGUCUCAUAGCAGUCUAGAAUGCUACACUCCUCCUCAAACCAUUCCAAAUGAGUACCCUAUUAAAAUGAAAAUUGACUUAGCCAAUCAAGAAGCCUACAGUUUUACAUACAAAGAGGACCCUGUUGUUCAUGAAAUCCAUCCAACCAAAUCUUUUCUUAGUGGUGGAAGCACAAUAACAGGUUUUGGGAAAAACCUAAAUUCUGCUAGUGUUCCCAAGAUGGUAAUAAAUGUUCCUCAAGUAGAAAGAAACUUCACAGUGGCAUGUAAACAGCGCUCUAAUUCAGAGAUAAUAUGUUGUUCAACUCCUUCCUUACAACAGCUAAAUCUGCAACCCCCCUUGGAAACAAAAGCUCUUUUCAUAUUUGAUGGUAUCCAUUCCACUUACUUUGAUCUCAUUUAUGUCCAUAAUCCUGUAUUUAAGCCUUUUGAAAAGCCAGUGAUGAUCUCAAUGGGCAAUGAAAAUGUACUGGAAAUUAAGGGAAAUGAUAUUGACCCUGAGGCAGUAAAAGGUGAAGUGUUAAAAGUGGGAAAUAAGAGCUGUGAGAAUAUCCGCUUGCACUCUGAAGCAGUCUUAUGUACAGUCCCCAAUGACCUGCUGAAACUGAACAGUGAGCUAAAUAUAGAGUGGAAGCAAGCAAUUUCUUCAACUGUCCUUGGAAAAGUGAUAGUACAACCAGACCAGAAUUUCACAGGACUCAUUGUUGGAGUCGUCUUGAUAUCAUUAUUGCUCUUGUUACUACUAGGGCUUUUCCUGUGGCUGAAAAAGAGGAAGCAGAUUAAAGAUCUGGGCAGUGAUUUAGUUCGCUAUGAUGCAAGAGUACACACUCCUCACUUGGAUAGGCUUGUAAGCGCCCGAAGUGUAAGCCCUACCACGGAAAUGGUUUCCAAUGAAUCUGUAGACUACAGAGCAACAUUUCCAGAAGAUCAGUUUCCAAAUUCUUCCCAGAAUGGAUCCUGCAGACAAGCUCAUUAUCCUCUGACAGAUUUGUCCCCCAUCCUAACCAGUGGAGACUCAGAUCUCUCCAGUCCGCUGCUUCAGAAUCACGUCCACAUUGAUAUCAGCGCUUUAAAUCCUGAGCUGGUCCAAGCAGUUCAGCAUGUGGUAAUUGGGCCAAACAGCCUGAUUGUACAUUUCAAUGAAAUCAUAGGAAGAGGGCAUUUUGGGUGUGUAUAUCAUGGGACUUUAUUGGAUAAUGAUGACAAGAAGAUUCAUUGUGCUGUGAAAUCCUUGAAUAGAAUUACUGACAUAGGUGAGGUUUCCCAGUUUCUGACUGAAGGGAUCAUCAUGAAAGAUUUUAGUCACCCAAAUGUCCUCUCACUUUUGGGAAUCUGCCUUCGUAGUGAAGGGUCUCCAUUGGUGGUUCUACCAUAUAUGAAACACGGAGAUCUUCGAAACUUCAUAAGAAAUGAGACUCAUAAUCCAACAGUGAAGGACCUCAUUGGUUUUGGCCUUCAAGUAGCAAAAGGCAUGAAAUACCUUGCAAGCAAAAAGUUCGUACACAGAGACUUGGCUGCAAGAAAUUGUAUGCUGGAUGAAAAAUUUACUGUCAAGGUUGCUGAUUUUGGGCUUGCCAGAGAUAUGUAUGAUAAAGAAUAUUAUAGUGUACACAAUAAAACAGGAGCAAAACUGCCAGUGAAAUGGAUGGCUUUAGAAAGUCUACAAACUCAGAAGUUUACUACAAAGUCAGAUGUGUGGUCGUUUGGAGUGCUUCUCUGGGAAUUAAUGACCAGAGGAGCACCUCCUUAUCCUGAUGUGAAUACCUUUGAUAUAACAGUUUACUUAUUGCAAGGUCGAAGGCUCUUGCAGCCUGAAUACUGCCCAGAUCCACUGUAUGAAGUCAUGCUAAAGUGCUGGCACCCCAAAGCUGAAAUGCGUCCCUCCUUCUCUGAAUUGGUCUCAAAGAUAUCAGUCAUAUUCUCUACAUUCAUUGGAGAGCAUUAUGUUCACGUGAAUGCAACCUACGUCAAUGUGAAGUGUGUCGCUCCCUACCCUUCCCUUUUGUCAUCCCAAGACAACAUCGACAGGGAGGUGGACACCUGACAGGGUGUACCCGAGAAAGAUACUGUUUCUAUGGUAGUUCAAACAAAAGCAGAUGUUCACACCACUGUUAUUUUUUUCACUGCCUGGGGGGAAACACCAUCCAUUGUUUGUUGUUUUUGCCCAAAAUUGCACUAUUAUAAGGAUUUGAUUUUGUGUUAUUUAAAUCCAUGCAAUUCUAGGGAGUUUUCUAACUCAUCAAAACAUCUGGACCAACUGCUGCUGCCUGGGAUUGAAAACUGUAUGACAUUCGAGACAUAAACUGAUCCAUUGAGUGCGUACAGUUGACAAAUAAUCACUGCUCAGCUUGGCUUUAAAUCGCUGGUUACAGUAUGGGAACUAAAGUGACAAAUUUUGGAAGUCUAAUGGACCAUACAAAUCAAUCCAGAAGAGAAACUGCCUUUGUGUCAUAGAUGCAAACAUAGAGACCACACUACCUACUUAGAAGUCCAGUGUUUCAAAGGAUGUCUUUUCCUGUUGUAUAUAGAUUCUAGCAUUUUUCAUUCUUAAUCCUGACAUUUUUGCCUAUUAGGCAAAAGGGUUCAUAAUUGAGUAAAUUCCCUUUCUUAGGGAAGGAUCAUAUAUAAUGUAGUCAAAAUUCCAAAACAGCAUGACACAGAAAGCUUUUAUAAAUUAAUAGGAGUAUUUGCAUAUUGUAUAUAAACAACUCAGAUUAUUUUCUUAAAUAAAAUAGUCCUGUUGCCGUAUUCAGUUAUCAUUUGGACAUCAGCUCCCCAAAACUGAUACUGUUAAAGUUGUGAUUUAAUUAAUUUGGACAUUUUGGAUGUUUUUCCUGUAUUUUAAAAAUGAGUAUUCUUUGAGAAUAAAAACUUGAGUUGUAAUAAUAAACAUUUCUAGAGAUGAAUCAGUAUAUAUAUCCUGAACAGAAUCAGUCUGACUGAAAAUCUUGGUAAUUUUGCCAAACUGUGGCCCUUGUUGAUAACAUUUCCUAGGAAUCAAAGGGGGCUGGCUCUCCAUAAUAUCACCAACUAGAGACACCAGAACAUCCAUUCAUUCAGUCCAGUUCUACCACUGUGCAUGUAGAUUUGCCCAACUUAUGGCCAGAAAAGUACAUUCAAGAAACAGAGUUUGGGCCAGUGAGAGUGGAACCUGAUAGCUCUAGAAUGAAGCCUUGUGGUGUUUUGUUCUGUGGAAUCUUGUGCCUACUACUGUAUAGUGCAUGUGGUAUAGGAUGAUUAUAACUGGUUUUAUCCAUGUAAACACUUAAAGUAUUAUAUUUUUAUAAAAAUGUUUAUUUUUAAUGACAUACACCAUGUUUUGUUAGGCCAUGAAAUAACUACACUGUGAACAUUUCAGAAAAGGUAUGUCAGACUUGGAUUUAUAACUUGGGGUGAUUUUUAAAUGACUGUAAAUAGUGAUAAGGAAAUGCACUGAUUGCCAGUACACCCCACCCUCAUGACAUCACCUUCACUUGAGGCCAAGGGUUAGCAUAGCAAGCCAGAAUGGAGAACAUGUUACACUGAAACUGAUGAACGGUUUUAUUGUUCUUGUAAGAAUUAUUAUAACCCAAAGUUCUUUGGUGAGGGUAGUAGUAGGCAGCAUCAGAUCCUCUGUAGUGCAGGCACAUUUCACUUCAGAGGUACGUCUUAUAUUGUAUAUAGUGUAGAUUCAGUGAGUGUCUGCAAACUGAGAAUAAUAGAGCUUGCUCUGGGACAAUAACGUAUCAUCUCUGCCCAUCUCUUGACUACAAAAGUACCAAGGACAAAAAGAGCUUGUGGAAGUGAAACCCAUUGAUGAGAACUGCACACCUGUACAUACUUGCUCAAAAAAGCUACAAUGUGAAAGUCAUGUUUACUAUUUAUGAACUCUUCCUUUAGUAAAAUUAACAUUGUGUCUGAGAUAACCUGUAAGAGUAAGUGAGUAUUGUAAGAAUUUGAUACUUUCCAUGCCUAUCUGCCUGCAGACGAUCUGAAUGGUACUUUGUAUGUUUAUAGUUGUUGUUCUGAUAUAAUCAUAGGAGUCAAAUAAAGAAAUUAACAUCCUA